GACAACAUAACAAUGAAUUCAACAACCAGAAACACUUUCUUUAACAUUACUGAUCUCAGUCCUGGAGUCAGAUACACCUUCCUGAUAUCUGCUGUUGCUGCAGAUAAUAUAACAGAAGGAGAAGCAAUUGGUCGUUCAGUCUAUACAAAGCCUGACACUGUUAGCAACCUCACAGCAUUUAAUGUUACAACAACCUCUAUAUUACUGCAGUGGACUGAAGCAAUGGGGGAAAUUUCCCAUUAUGUAAUCAAAUAUGAGAAUUUCAAUACGACAGUCAAUGAGACUACUGAAAUCACCAGCAUUAACAUAAAUAAUCUGACUCCUGGAGUACAGUACACAUUCAAAGUGUUUGCAGUUGCUGCUGAUAAUACAACAGAUGGAAAUUACAGCUGCGUUUCUGCCUACACAAAACCUGAUGUUCCAAAAAACCUCACAGUGACUGACAUUACAACAAGCUCAUUGUUUCUGAACUGGACUCAACCAAUAGGAGAAAGAUUUUUCUUUAAAGUACAGUGGAGUCAUGACAACAUAACAAUGAAUUCAGCAACCAGAAACACUUUCUUUAACAUUACUGAUCUCAGUCCUGGAGUCAGUUACACCUUCCUGAUAUCUGCUGUUGCUGCAGAUAAUAUAACAGAAGGAGAAGCAGUUGGUCUUUCAGUCUAUACAAAGCCUGACACUGUUAGCAACCUCACAGCAGUUAAUGUUACAACCACCUCUAUAUUACUGCAGUGGACUGAAGCAAUGGGGGAAAUUUCCCAUUAUGUAAUCAAAUAUGAGAAUUUCAAUACGACAGUCAAUGAGACUACUGAAAUCACCAGCAUUAACAUAAAUAAUCUGACUCCUGGAGUACAGUACACAUUCAAAGUGUUUGCAGUUGCUGCAGAUAAUAAAACAAAAGGAAAUAACAGCUGCGUUUCUCUCUACACAAAACCUGAUGUUCCAAAAAACCUCACAGUGACUAACAUUACAACAAGCUCAUUGUUUCUGAACUGGACUCAACCAAUAGGAGAAAGAUUUUUCUUUAAAGUACAGUGGAGUAAUGACAACAUAACAAUGAAUUCAACAACCAGAAACACUUUCUUUAACAUUACUGAUCUCAGUCCUGGAGUCAGUUACACCUUCCUGAUAUCUGCUGUUGCUGCAGAUAAUAUAACAGAAGGAGAAGCAAUUGGUCUUUCAGUCUAUACAAAGCCUGACACUGUUAGCAACCUCACAGCAUUUAAUGUUACAACCACCUCUAUAUUACUGCAGUGGACUGAAGCAAUGGGGGAAAUUUCCCAUUAUGUAAUCAAAUAUGAGAAUUUCAAUACGACAGUCAAUGAGACUACUGAAAUCACCAGCAUUAACAUAAAUAAUCUGACUCCUGGAGUACAGUACACAUUCAAAGUGUUUGCAGUUGCUGCUGAUAAUACAACAGAUGGAAAUUACAGCUGCGUUUCUGCCUACACAAAACCUGAUGUUCCAAAAAACCUCACAGUGACUGACAUUACAACAAGCUCAUUGUUUCUGAACUGGACUCAACCAAUAGGAGAAAGAUUUUUCUUUAAAGUACAGUGGAGUCAUGACAACAUAACAAUGAAUUCAACAACCAGAAACACUUUCUUUAACAUUACUGAUCUCAGUCCUGGAGUCAGUUACACCUUCCUGAUAUCUGCUGUUGCUGCAGAUAAUAUAACAGAAGGAGAAGCAAUUGGUCUUUCAGUCUAUACAAAGCCUGGCACUGUUAGCAACCUCACAGCAGUUAAUGUUACAACCACCUCUAUAUUACUGCAGUGGACUGAAGCAAUGGGGAAAAUUUCCCAUUAUGUAAUCAAAUAUGAGAAUUUCAAUACGACAGUCAAUGAGACUACUGAAAUCACCAGCAUUAACAUAACUAAUCUGACUCCUGGAGUACAGUACACAUUCAAAGUGUUUACAGUUGCUGCUGAUAAUACAACAGAAGGAAAUUACAGCUGCGUUUCUGCCUACACAAAACCUGAUGUUCCAAAAAACCUCACAGUGACUGACAUUACAACAAGCUCAUUGUUUCUGAACUGGACUCAACCAAUAGGAGAAAGAUUUUUCUUUAAAGUACAGUGGAGUCAUGACAACAUAACUAUGAAUUCAACAACCAGAAACACCUUCUUUAACAUUACUGAUCUCAGUCCUGGAGUACAGUACACAUUCAAAGUGUUUGCAGUUGCUGCAGAUAAUAAAACAGAAGGAAAUUACAGCUGCGUUUUUGCCUACACAAAACCUGAUGUUCCAAAAAACCUCACAGUGACUAACAUUACAACAAGCUCAUUAUUUCUGAUCUGGACUCAACCAAUAGGAGAAAGAUUUUUCUUUAAAGUACAGUGGAGUCAUGACAACAUAACAAUGAAUUCAACAACCAGAAACACUUUCUUUAACAUUACUGAUCUCCGUCCUGGAGUCAGAUACACCUUCCUGAUAUCUGCUGUUGCUGCAGAUAAUAAAACAGAAGGAGAAGCAAUUGGUCUUUCAGUCUAUACAAAGCCUGACACUGUUAGCAACCUCACAGCAGCUAAUGUUACAACCACCUCUAUAUUACUGCAGUGGACUGAAGCAAUGGGGGAAAUUUCCCAUUAUGUAAUCAAAUAUGAGAAUUUCAAUACGACAGUCAAUGAGACUACUGAAAUCACCAGCAUUAACAUAAAUAAUCUGACUCCUGGAGUACAGUACACAUUCAAAGUGUUUGCAGUUGCUGCUGAUAAUACAACAGAUGGAAAUUACAGCUGCGUUUCUGCCUACACAAAACCUGAUGUUCCAAAAAACCUCACAGUGACUGACAUUACAACAAGCUCAUUGUUUCUGAACUGGACUCAACCAAUAGGAGAAAGAUUUUUCUUUAAAGUACAGUGGAGUCAUGACAACAUAACAAUGAAUUCAACAACCAGAAACACUUUCUUUAACAUUACUGAUCUCAGUCCUGGAGUCAGUUACACCUUCCUGAUAUCUGCUGUUGCUGCAGAUAAUAUAACAGAAGGAGAAGCAAUUGGUCUUUCAGUCUAUACAAAGCCUGGCACUGUUAGCAACCUCACAGCAGUUAAUGUUACAACCACCUCUAUAUUACUGCAGUGGACUGAAGCAAUGGGGGAAAUGUCCCAUUAUGUAAUCAAAUAUGAGAAUUUCAAUACGACAGUCAAUGAGACUACUGAAAUCACCAGCAUUAACAUAAAUAAUCUGACUCCUGGAGUACAGUACACAUUCAAAGUGUUUACAGUUGCUGCUGAUAAUACAACAGAAGGAAAUUACAGCUGCGUUUCUGCCUACACAAAACCUGAUGUUCCAAAAAACCUCACAGUGACUAACAUUACAACAAGCUCAUUGUUUCUGAUCUGGACUCAACCAAUAGGAGAAAGAUUUUUCUUUAAAGUACAGUGGAGUAAUGACAACAUAACUAUGAAUUCAACAACCAGAAACACUUUCUUUAACAUUACUGAUCUCAGUCCUGGAGUACAGUACACAUUCAAAGUGUUUGCAGUUGCUGCAGAUAAUAGAACAGAAGGAAAUUUCAGCAGCGUUUCUGCCUACACAAAGCCAGACACUGUAAGAAAUCUGGUAUUCUCUGAAGUGACAACAGAAUCCAUGGCUCUUGAAUGGGGUGCACCUUCAGGACAGUGGUCUUUUUUUAGAGUGCAUUGGAUAAACAACAUAACUUCUGAAACUGCAUUUAACAUCACUAAUCUAGAACCUGGAACAAAUUACACAUUUGCAGUAUCAGCUGUUGCUGCUGAUAAUAAAACAGAAGGAUCCCUGGUUAAUAUUUCCACUUGCACAGGUGCAAGUCCUGUCUCUGAAAUAAUCUGUGAAGGAACAAAUCGCAGUGCAACAGCGUUGCUGAACUUAACAUGGUGGAAUCCUCCAGGCAACUAUGAAGGAUUCAACAUUGGUCUCAGUUCAACAACCAGUGACUUCAUUCCACCUUGCACUAAUGUCUGUAACCACAAUUAUUCUAAAAACCUCCAAUACUUCACCACUUACAAUUUGACUAUUUCAACCAUUGGAUGUGGUGAGAAUGGCACAAAGGUCAUUAACUGCAGAACAGGCAUUACAGAGCCACCAGUUCCCAGUAAGUCAGAAGACGUAACAAUAGAAGUCAUUCCAGAAAGCCAGAGUGUAAUAAAUCUACAAUUCAGUGCCAGCCUUCUGAAUGCUACUAAUGGACCAAUUGAAGCCUACGGUGUUCUGCUGUCACCUGACCCUCAAAGUAACAUCUCCAGGAGUUCCCUACAAAUUACCUAUAGAGACUGGCAGAAAGAGAAGACCAAGGCUUAUCUCACAGUUUUAAAAUUAAAUGAAAAUAAAAAUACCAGAAGCAACAUGAUUACGGUUGUCAUUGGUAAUUACUCAGAUAUGCUCAAUAAUACAGAAUAUAUAAACGGACCUCUGGAUAAUCAGGAAUACAGGGUAGCUUUGGUUUUCUUUACCUACCUGGAAAUCAAUAACGGACUUGUGGACAUCCAGAAAUCAAUCUACUCUAUGACACCUUUUGCCAAAGAUACUGCUAAACCAUUAGACCAAACAUCAAAUCCUGUUGCAAUUAUUUUGGGGGUGCUUUUGCCCAUUGUUAUUCUCUUGAUCAUCGCCGUCAUUUUCCUCGUCGUUCAAAAAAGACGAAAUACAAAGGCGUAUACAGAUAUUCCUGUCAACAACUUAAGUUUGUCUACAGCAUUUAUGAAUCCAUUUAUGUCCAUCAAGUGUCAUUGGCGCAAUUGUUUCCACUUUUUUGUAAUUUGCAGAAGCAUUCCUGUGAGGGUGGAGGACUUUGAGGCAUAUUUUAAAAAACAGCAGUUAGAUUCCAACUGUGGCUUUGCUGAACAAUAUGAGGACCUUAAGGUUGUUGGAACAGCUCAGACCAAGAAUAGUGCCCUUGCCAUGGAGAACAAGGGGAAGAAUCGCUACAAUAAUGUACUACCUUAUGAUUCUUCAAGAGUUAAAUUGUCAGUACAUGGCAACCCCUACGAUGACUACAUCAACGCAAACUAUAUUUCAGGUUACAACAGUAAGAAGGAGUACAUAGCAGCUCAGGGACCACUACCAGCUACUGUGAAUGAGUUCUGGAGAAUGAUCUGGGAAAAGAAUUGCCAUACCAUAGUCAUGCUGACCAAGUGCUAUGAGCAAGGACGUGUUAAAUGUGAGAAAUACUGGCCACCAGAAGCCAAGCUGUACAACAAUAUCCUUGUGACAACAUCAUCAGAAAUUGAAUUGGAAGACUGGACUAUAAGGGACUUCACCGUCAAGAAUGUGAAAACAGCAGAGACAAGGCAUGUUCGACAAUUCCAUUUCACGGCCUGGCCCGAUCACGGCGUUCCAGAGACCACAGAGGUGCUCAUUAACUUCCGACACCUGGUCAGAGAGCACAUGGACAACUUUUCCCAUAAUGCUCCAGCUGUAGUGCACUGCAGUGCCGGUGUGGGGAGGACUGGGACUUUUAUUGCUGUCGAUCACCUGACCUUUCAAAUUGAGAGGGAAAGCAUGGUAGACAUUUAUGGAAUUAUCUAUGACAUGCGUAUGCACAGACCACUAAUGGUUCAGACUGAGGACCAAUACGUGUUCUUGAAUCAGUGUGCCUCUGACAUAAUUAAAUCCAGAAUGGGAACCAAUGUGGACCUAAUUUACCAGAAUGCAGCAGCAUUCUCUAUCUAUCAGAAUGUGCAACGAUGAAGAAUGAAGGCUUCAAGCAGAAAUGGCUUCCAGGUGACAUUUAGCUUGGGAUCAGAAUGACAGGGAAAUUAUGUAGGAUUUUUUAAAAUCAGCAUGAGCCAUUUUAUUAUUUAACUGGAUAUCAAAACAAUAUUGCUGUUCACUGACAAAUCUAUUUAUGAGGUAUGCUUUAACUUAAGUUAAAAUGCUUAUUCAUUCUUUACCCUAGAUUGUAAGGCAGCAAAAACUUUACUUAGAUAAUAUUCUUCAUAAAUGUGUACCUCUUAAAUUAUGAAGAAAUCUAAAAAAUACCUAAGAUAUAUACUGUAUGAAAAUAAUGUAAUGUGAAAUGUGAGCUUUGUUUUUGCUUUUCUACUUGUUUUUUUUCUUCCAAACUUUUACACACUGUACAAUUUUUAGGCACAUAUUUGUACUCACACUGGGCAUUUUGUUUCAUCAGUUAUUAAAUGGAUUUUUCUGUGACAAUUUUGUGGCUUUUGCUCACUUUAAAGUUGCAGAAUGUGUUAUGUUCUGUUACAGAACAUGCUGGGCUUUAGAGAUAAAUAGCCGUAGUGUAGUCACCAUUCCAUGGGACGUUAUGGCCAUGGGGGUCUUUAUUUGAAACCAUACCGAAGGUUUCUAAUAUUUUGUAACUUUAUUUAAAACCUUCAUCCAGACUAUAAUGCAUUACAUAUAAUCAGUGGAUAACACAUUUAUAGAGUGUAUAUGAAGUAUUCCUGGUCAAUGAAAAGAUGAAAGCACUGAAUAGUUAUAAGUUAAAAGCAAUGUGUGUGUUAUGAAGUUAUCAUGCCUUCAAAUAGUGAUGUCUUUCAUCCAGUGUGGAAAAAACUUGACUUCUAGGUUCGAGAAAAUGUUAGAACAUCCACACGAGACCUCAGGGCUACAACUCUCAGAACUAUAGGUUUCUGUGGGAAUCAGAAUGAUUUAGUCUAAAACUAAAAAAAGGUCUAAAUUUUGCUCAGAAGGUGUAGAGGUUUAGAUAAAUCAUAGUCAUAUCACAUGUUGCACAUGAAAAUACAUUAAGAAAACACAGGACGUGUUUGUUGAAGUAUGUUCAGACUACUCAGACAGGUAUGCACUAAAUGUUUAGAAUUAAUUCAACAUACUAGGUGAAUUUACUGAACAGACUCUUCAUGAUUUUCUAUCACAUGGGUCGAGAAACAAAAUUUCAUGAGACCAUGCUGAAAAACACCAGGGGCGCUCUUUAGUUGCUUGAAGUAAAAACCUGAGAAUCUGUACCCAUGCAUUUUGCUGUCACAUUUUCUAAGAGUGUCUGACACAAGAGAUGCACAAGUUUAUUGAGGAUAUAAAAAGCAUGAAUUAGCAUAGAAUCUUUCUCUGUUACUGUAGGAUCAAACUUGUAAUGCAAAGGUACUGCAAUGUACAUUCGUAUGUUCAUGUUAUUUUUGUUCAGCGCUGAAAUGCAUUUGCAUUGUUUAAUUGUCUAUAUAUAUAAUUCAUUUAUUAGGCUCUAGUAAUGAGUCUGUGAUGGCUGAAUUCUUUCUCUACUGUUAUAUGAUUUAAUCAGGCUUGUGCAAUAUUUUAUUAUUUUAUAUAUGUAUGUAUAGAGAUUUAUUGGUUCAAGGUGAAUGUAACUUUCUACCGGAUGUAUAUUUUUAAAAUUUUGUUAAAUUAAAGAUGUUUAGUUUUGCAAUGGAGAUUUUUUUAUUAUUUACAUAGAAAUAUUGUAAUUGCUUUAUUCAUACCCUACUUUCUUUGUUUUCUUUUCUGCCAAACAUAUUUUGGUUAUCGAUUUAAAAAAAUGUGUCAAUAAAUGUGGUAAACCUGUCA
Messenger RNA from Tachysurus vachellii, 7461 nucleotides. RefSeq names its product protein tyrosine phosphatase receptor type Ja (gene ptprja). Bases 13 to 5670 code for a protein of 1885 amino acids. The record is from RefSeq and is a predicted model, not a curated record. Lineage: Eukaryota; Metazoa; Chordata; Actinopteri; Siluriformes; Bagridae. Gene Ontology annotation, molecular function: protein binding; protein tyrosine phosphatase activity. Gene Ontology annotation, biological process: protein dephosphorylation. The transcript is spliced from 29 exons.